Gambusia affinis (western mosquitofish) is the source of this 642-nucleotide messenger RNA. RefSeq names its product gamma-crystallin M2-like. The transcript is spliced from 3 exons. Gene Ontology annotation, biological process: visual perception; lens development in camera-type eye. The coding region runs from base 38 to 586 and encodes 182 amino acids. Lineage: Eukaryota; Metazoa; Chordata; Actinopteri; Cyprinodontiformes; Poeciliidae. Gene Ontology annotation, molecular function: structural constituent of eye lens. The record is from RefSeq and is a predicted model, not a curated record.
GUACAGGAGCAAAAGCAACCACUCAUCAGCAGCCAACAUGAGCAACAUGAACAUGAGGGGCAAGAUCAUCUUCUACGAGGACAGGAACUUCCAGGGUCGCCACUAUGAGUGCAUGAGCGACUGUGCUGACAUGUCCUCCUACAUGAGCAGGUGUCACUCCUGCAGGGUGGAGAGCGGCUGCUUCAUGGUCUAUGACCGCCCCAACUACAUGGGAAACCAGUACUUCAUGAGGAGGGGAGAAUACGGUGACUACAUGAGUAUGAUGGGCUGGAAUGACUGCAUCAGGUCCUGCCGUAUGAUCCCUAUGCACAGGGGAUCCUACAGGAUGAGGAUCUACGAGAGGGAGAACUUUGGUGGUCAGAUGCACGAGUGCAUGGACGACUGUGACUCCUUCAUGGAUCGCUACCGUAUGUCUGACUGCAUGUCCUGCCAUGUGAUGGACGGCCACUGGCUGAUGUAUGAGCACCCUCACUACAGAGGCAGGAUGAUGUACAUGAGGCCUGGAGAGUACAGGAACUUCAGGGACAUGGGAUAUGGAGGAACCAGGUUCAUGAGCAUGAGGAGAAUCAUGGAUUCCUGGUAUUAGAUGUAAAUAUCAGGAAUCUCACCUAAUACCACUGAAUUAAAAUUUUUUUCAAACUA